CGACUCGUCCGCCUCUCGCUGAACUUCCUCGUUGGCAGCAGCAGCAGCUUUAGCAGCUUCUCUUCUUUCUGCUGGGUUCGAGUCCAGCGUCGCUUCUGUCGAGCUUCUCCUCCUUCUCUCCUCCGAGUCCCGCAAAUGUCGAAGCCUCCUCCCAAACCGGCCAAACCAGGUCAAGUUAAGGUGUUCAGAGCAUCGUUCACCUUCGAACCCAGAACGCCGGACGAGCUGUACUUUGAAGAAGGGGACAUCUUGUACAUCUCGGACACAAGCGACACUAAUUGGUGGAAGGGAACAUGCAGAGGAAGGACGGGACUAAUUCCAAGUAACUAUGUGGCUGAGCAGGCAGAGUCUAUUGACAACCCAAUGCAUGAAGCAGCCAAACGAGGAAAUCUGAGCUGGCUAAGGGAAUGUUUGGAGAACAAGGUUGGAAUUAAUGGGCUGGAUAAGGCAGGAAACACUGCCCUCUACUGGGGAUGCCAUGGAGGACACAAAGAUGUGGUGGAGGCGUUGCUCGGCCAGUCCAAUGUGGAGCUCAACCAGCAGAAUAAACUUGGGGACACCGUUCUGCAUGCGGCGGCCUGGAAGGGAUACUCCGACAUUGUGGAAAUGUUGCUGAACAAGGAUGCAAGGACGGACAUUAGGAACAAUGAGAACAAGCUGGCUCUGGAAAUGGCCACUAACGCUCAGUGUGCUACACUUCUCAAGAGGAAGCAGGGAAGCACCGUCACCCGCACAAUCAGCAACGCUGAGGAGUAUUUGGACGACGAGGACUCGGACUAAGCUGAAGCGUUGACACUGUCUUCCAUCGGUAGUUGGCGGGUUGGGAGAGUUUUUUUAUUACAGACCAAAAAUGGAUUUGCUGCUCUGUUUUUCAUCUGUAAUACUUAUUUUCGUUCUCUUACUUUGUACAAACACCUCAGUCCUCGACCCUCUGCAUCGCAUCAGUGUGAAUCUCACAGCAUUGGAUUGAUGCGAUGUUACUGUUUGCCCGUUUUUUUUCCGAAGCUCAUCUCCAUGUGCAAGGAGUUGGUCUUGGAUCAUCGGUUUCACACUGCGGGCCGAGGGGCAGAGGUUACAGUACGUAGUUGUGGAAAAGGGACCAAAGCUCUAAGAAGCACAUUUCAAGCGUAGAGAUUAUGAUUAACCUAUUUAAAGUGGGAAUUAAAGUGCCAGUGCAGAUUAAAGGAUCGUGUGUAGUUUUCAAGCGCCACUGAAAUUCCUGAACUGCAGAGUCACCUUAAAUGAAUUGGAUGAAUCUCUUGAUGCUUUGUCACCACUGAGCGUAGUUUAUGUAUAUUUAUGUACAUUGGGGAGGCAAAGCAACACGUGUAAUAUUUUCCCUUUUUAAUAUGAGACAUUCCUGUGUUAUCUGCUCGGUCAAAUUUAAAAUAAAAUGGGCCUAAUGGGGGAAAGAUUCAGGAAACUGUCAUGUAUGGUAGUGAUGCUCCCACCUUCACAAUGUGAUGUCAUGGAAUCUCACCUCUCACUUUUCGUGCUGCAGGGAUUUUGGUCUGUGUUGUAACAUUUCCACUGCUGUUCAACAUCCAUCAGCUCAAUGUAACUAACGACAAAUCUGUCCUGUGUAAAAACCUUUGUUUCGUCUUUCUAGCUUUUGAUGGUUAGAAUUCCAUCCUGGGAGCAAUUUGUCUGGUUUCAUUGCUGUUUUCCUACAAAGAUUAUUAAAGUGCCUUAAAUAUGUGCUAUGUGUAUGGUUCUGUUUCAAUGUGAACAUGUCAUUCUUCAGAUGAUUUAGUUUGAGAUUUCUAUCUGCUUUGUCUUCGAUCUGCAAUAAAUUGUUUUUAACUUAAACGUCA
Molecule: messenger RNA, 1814 nt
Organism: Pleuronectes platessa (European plaice)
Lineage: Eukaryota; Metazoa; Chordata; Actinopteri; Pleuronectiformes; Pleuronectidae
Gene: ostf1
Product: osteoclast stimulating factor 1
Exons: 10
Coding region: 136-780 (214 amino acids)
Biological process (GO): signal transduction
Molecular function (GO): protein binding
Source: RefSeq, a predicted model, not a curated record